UCAAGCCGGGGAGCUUUCAGGCUACAGCACACCGUGACCCGGCCUACCUAAGGCACUGAUAAGGCGCCGCGGAAUUGGCCGUGCCCCUCGGUCUCUUAUCGCUACCUCCGCAGUCACUGCCAGCGACUCAAUGCACCCCGCCCAUAACCACUGUAGCACUGUUUUGACGAGAGACUCGGAGAAUGCAACGCGCCUCGAGAUGCUUCCCUUGUCCGACAUUGGCACUGACCGAGACUUGACUUUCUUGAUCUCGUCUGAGUCUUCUGGUUCAUUUAAUCUCCAGAGCGUCCCUGUAUCUAUUCUGUUGCGUGACAUUGAUCGUACCAUGGCGCCGGAUCUGCCCUCCAACGUCCAUAUCUCUAGACACCCAUGCCUAAGGGCCAAGUUAUCGCAGUUGCGUUCCAAAUCCACAAACGCCCGUGAGACAAAGGCUCUGGUCCAUGACAUCGCCCUUCUUUUGGGAACAGAAGCACUUUCGGAUCUGACUCUCGAGACCAUUGGGACUGAUGAAACACCCAUAGGAUUUGAGUACACGUAUGAGUCCAUUGAUUGCACCAAGAUUACUGUGGUUCCCAUCCUGCGAUCAGGUUUAGGAAUGGUUGAAGCCAUUCAAACUGUCCUUCCCGAACCUGUCUCCAUCCACCACCUAGGCCUGUUUCGAGAAAAGCUCUCCCUGCAGCCGGUUGAAUAUUACAACAACCUACCUCAAUCAGAGGGCUCCGUCGCGAAACUGGCCAUCAUCGUCGACCCUAUCAUCGCCACAGGCCAGACGGCCGUCGCAGCCAUUCAGUCACUAAAGGACUGGGGCGUCGAGAAGAUCGUAGUGCUCAGUGUUCUGGGCGCAGUCCCUGGCGUGACAAGAGCCGCAGAGGAGUGGCCAGAGGGCACACAGGUGUGGGUGGGUGGGGUGGACCAGGAGUUGACAGACAGAGGAAUGAUCAAGCCUGGUCUGGGAGAUAUCGGUGACCGUCUCUUCCUCACCAUUGGCAAAUAGAAUGUGAAGUCUCUCCCUAUAGUUCAGGCAUGUUGGGUAUGGCAGACGCUGGCAGGCUCAGCGGAGACAUAGAAGCGCUUGGUGACCAAACAUCGUUUCAACACUUCCUUCUUUCUUCAGCAAAUCUCCCAGCCAUCGCUUUGCACCGUCCAGCUCGGUUGCACCGAACUUCACUAGCACGAAUCCGCGCACAUUGGCGGCAGUCCAUAAGAGACCGUCUUGCUGCUCACGCUGCCUGGCCAGCUCGGCUUGCUUCGCGCCCUCUGUCCCUCCGGCUGUCUCGCUGGUUGUCCAGUUCUUGGCUCCAAUGCGCGGCUGACUGGAAAACUCGUGCAUGAGGAAGUCCCCCAGCUUCUUGAACAGUGGGCCGUAGACAAUCAACGUGCCGAAAAUGCCUAUGUUAUCAGCCUUG
Messenger RNA from Exophiala dermatitidis NIH/UT8656, 1406 nucleotides. Its product is annotated as uracil phosphoribosyltransferase. Lineage: Eukaryota; Fungi; Ascomycota; Eurotiomycetes; Chaetothyriales; Herpotrichiellaceae. The transcript is spliced from 3 exons. The coding region runs from base 131 to 994 and encodes 287 amino acids. The record is from RefSeq and is a predicted model, not a curated record.